AUGGCCGACGAAGGCAAGAAUCACGUUGCCGUGGACGACGAGAGCCCGGUUAACACCACCGACGACCAGGAGUCCCCCUUUGAUUGGGAUAUUGACAUCUGGUUCAACCUAAUUGCCUGCUGGGCUGCUCUUUUCACUUCCAUCUGGACCCUCGUCGUGGGAAGCGGUAUUAUCGGCUUCAUCACCACCUCCUUCCCAGAGGAUGCAGGAAUUUCCAUCUGGAUAGCGUCCUCCGUCACCAUCGCCAACUGUGUCAUCCAAGCCUUCCUGGGUGAUCUAUCCGACCACUUUGGCCGCAAGUGGCCCCUCUUGUUUGGUAUGGCCAUGAUCUUUGCCGGCUCCCUAAUUGCUAGUCGUGCCAGCAGCAUGGGCAUGGUCAUCGCCGGGCAGUCACUCAAUGGUGUUGGCUUGACCUGCGGGUUCCUGGCCAUUCCGAUGUCUGCCGAGAUCGUCCCCAAGGAUCAGCGUGGCCCUAUUCUGGCUGCCAGCGGGCUCGUGUCCGGAGUAGGAUAUAUCAUCGCCCCAAUAGUUGCCGGUGUGUUCAUCAAGCACAAUGUCGGCGGCCAAGGCGAUGGGUGGAGGGUGGCGUUUUAUCUUGAGGUCGGUCUGGCCUUCCUCAGCUUCGUGAUAAUCCUCUUUUGCUACCACCCGGCCAAGCGUCCAAACCCCGACAAUCUGUCCUUCAUGACACGCCUGUUCCGCAUUGACUGGACUGGAGUAUUCCUGGUGACCGCAGGCCUGACCCUGUUCCUUGUCGGCCUGGAGUCGGGAGACAACCCUACACCCUGGAUUUCCGGUCGCGUCCUGGCCUGCAUGGCUGUCGGAGGCGUCCUGAUUAUCUCCUUUGGCUUCUGGGAAUGGCUGGGGACCAAGAAUGGGAUUGUGGCCCACAGUCUCUUCGGAAAUGUCAACUACCCCAUCUGUCUGGCGCUCAACUUUGUUGAUGGUAUUGUGCUGUUUGGAGGUCAAGCCUUCCUGCCCCAGGAGAUUAUCAACCUCUUCACCAGGGACGCGAUCAUGACUGGCGUGUACAAUAUCCCCUUCAACGCCAUGACCAUUGGUGGCGGGGUGAUCGCCGCCAUCGUGCUGGGCAUUAUGAAGGAGGCCAAGUGGUGCGUCGUGGUGUCGUUCGUGGUGCUCCUCGUCGGAAAUUGCAUCAUGCUGGUCAUGCACAAGGGUAUCAACUUCGCCGCCUGGUUCUUCCCCACGGCCAUGCUCGGAGCGGCCGUCGGCAUCCAGAACGCCCUGUUGACCGUCGUGGUCAGCAUCUGCACCCCGAAUCAUCUCAUCGCCUCGGGCGUCAGUGUGACGGCCUCCUGCCGUGCCCUCGGCGGCAGUAUUGGAACCGUCAUUUUCAGCCAGAUCUUCGCCGCCAAGCUCAAGCAUUUCCUACCCGAGGACGUUGGCAAGGCUGUGGCAGAGGCUGGUCUACCCGUCAGCGCCAUCCCCGAGUCCCUUCAGGCCCUGCUGGGCGGAAACCAGGACGCCCUGUCGCACAUUCCCGGUGUGACUGAGGAUGUCCUCGCGGCGGCCCAGGAGGCCCGGGCCCACGCCUACGCCCAUGGCUUCAAAUUUGUCUGGUACUCGCUGAUUCCGUUCGCAGUUGUCGCGACCGGCCUCUCCAUGUUCCUGCAGACCACGAAACCCUUCCUCACUCGCCAGGUUGCGGCCCCUGUUGAGCGGCGACACCGCCACCGCUAAGCGCGUCGAUAUUGGGAACAUCCAGCUGAUCUUGUUGAUCGCUGCGUGUCCGGCGCAUGUAUUUCAUUACGUGCAAUUUUUUCUACGUUGGUGCGUUUGUUACAUGACUGUAUAAUGGCCGUUUGAUGAGUGAUGAGAAACGACGACCGUUGUAAGAUGUGGUGGGCUUUUCAUUUUAUUUCGUUCACAUUCUCCACUCCUUAAUGGGACUCUUCGGUAUCUACGUACUGGAAACUGGAUACCGUAGUAGCAAGAAUAUAUCCGAUUAGAACGAUCAU
This is a messenger RNA of Aspergillus versicolor CBS 583.65, 1979 nucleotides long. RefSeq lists its product as uncharacterized. Gene Ontology annotation, biological process: transmembrane transport. Gene Ontology annotation, cellular component: membrane. The record is from RefSeq and is a predicted model, not a curated record. The transcript has a single exon. Gene Ontology annotation, molecular function: transmembrane transporter activity. The coding region runs from base 1 to 1701 and encodes 566 amino acids. NCBI's taxonomy places the organism in Eukaryota, Fungi, Ascomycota, Eurotiomycetes, Eurotiales, Aspergillaceae.